Adineta ricciae is the source of this 912-nucleotide messenger RNA. Lineage: Eukaryota; Metazoa; Rotifera; Eurotatoria; Adinetida; Adinetidae. The record is from the annotation of a GenBank genome assembly.
AUGAUGGUAGGUGCUGGCUGUGUGCUGAGACAGGGUAUUUUUCCCGACGUAUCUAAUCGACGCACAAAUGGUAUUGCUCUCGCAGACUCUAUCAUCGAUGAGCACCUAAGGGUAUUAAGUACAAGUGCACAACAACAAACUACUGCAACAUCUGCAACUAGCUGUGAAGACUUCACAAAUAAUUAUGACGGGUACGACCUAUUCCCUUUAUACGACGAAAUGGGAGCGAAGCUUUACGACGCUGUAGAUUCCCUUCAAUCAACCUAUAAUGAAAAAAAUAAAUGUACCAAUAGUACUAUUUCAUCGACAGUCACGUACGAGGCACACGCAGCCACUAUGAAUAAGCAAAGUUAUUCGAAGAAAAAACGGUCAUAUUGUGGAGCAAUACACGGUCGUAGCACACUAUUUGUCUCAGGAUUAAAAAACACUGUGAAUAAAGAAGAUAUACGUAAACAAUUCCCAGGAUGUUCAGAUGUAACAUUUAAGCGAUAUCGCAAAACAUCACAUCUUAAAUAUGCUUUUAUCACGCAUUGUACACCUCAAGCAGCUGAAAUAAACCGUCAACGAUCUAUUAGUGUCCAUCUUUUUGGCUCACAACAUCGUAUUGAGUAUGCUGGUAAUAAUGCAUUAGUUCUUAAUAGUAACCAGAACGGCGAUCGCAAAAAAGUUGUCAUUGAACAAAUUCCCCCAGGCGUCAGUGAUCAUGCUCUUCAAAGCUUGUUUCCCGGUUGUCAAAUAAUAGAAUAUCAUCCAGCAGUUGGUAUAUUUAACACAACAUCGAUUAACAAUAGCGAUAUUUUACCAGGAAUCGAAUGGGAUUGUUGGAAUUGGAAUUGGAAUCGAAUGGAAUUGAUUGGGAUUGGGAUUAGAAUCGAACAGAAUUGGUUGGAAAUGGGAUUGGAAUUAGAAUAG